AUGAUGGUGGACCGCGUGGAAUGCUCGGGCGUCUACAUCGACGACCGAGUUCGGUCGGAGAGAUGGGUGCGCAGAACCUCCAUUGACGCUACCUCAACCGUAUCCUCGAGUCGCUCUCUUACCCUACCCGAAGAGCCGGACGCGCUGCAGACCGAUGUGGAUCUACUGUUGGGCGUGUGUAAGAAGAUCUAUAUGUGCCAGAGUGGAGCCUCCUUCGCCAUGAAACUCGCCGAGCUGAGCGAUCGUUCCGGUAGCGAUUGUACCCCGAUAUUCGCCUUCUUCGGUAUCAACUUCAGUAGCGACGAACACAGUGUCGCCCGGCGCAAGGCCAGCCGAGCCUCGUGGAUGACAGACGGUGGCCCGCCGUCGCCCGGUUCUAUUCAGCGCACCUUUACCUUUUCCUCCCAUUCGGACGAAGCACCCGGAUUAUCACUCCUCUCUGGCGUCUCAAAUGAUAUCCAAGUUCAAGGUGGCCCGAAGCUCGUCGUUCCUAUCGCCAUUCUGCGCACCGCUGGCUCGGAUGCGCCUGAGCCGACAAGCGAGCCGCAGAGUAAGCACCCGGUCACUCUAGAACACAAGCAGAUUGCGCGGUGUCUCGAUGCCGGUGCGGUCGAUGUCUUGAUGACGCCCCUUGAUCGCUCUAGGAUCCAGGGUCUUGUGGUUCAUGCCUACCGGUAUCAUCGGUCGGCCCAGAGGGAAAUGUCGCGAUUCUUGGCACACAAAAAGAACCGGAAACUCUCCUGGGUUGGCGUUCACGAUGAACAGCCGUAUGCCUAUCUGAGAGAGGCAAUGGUCUCCAAACUCAUGAAAGGAAUUUGCAACCCGGAGGAGAUUGUUGAUGAGUUUCAGGAACGGUAUGUCUCAUCUUCCCGUCCAGCAUCGGGAUCCAUGCACUCAUUUGUUUUAUCCAGGGAAAUCCAUGUGCAACCGAGCCGUGAACUUUUCGUCAAAACGCAGGUUGGAAGUUGGAGUUUCUGUGCUCACGAAUUCUCCGAGGAUGAACUAGUGUUCGCCGCCUGCGAGAUCAUCCAGCACGCUUUCAACUUGCCCGGACUAGAACAGUGGCGAUUAACGGCCGGUGAACUGCAGACCUUCUUACUCGCCUGUCGCGCCGCCUAUAAUAACUUUGUCCUCUACCACAACUUCCGUCAUGCGAUUGAUGUCUUGCAGUCAGUAUUCUGCUUCCUGCUUCGCAUCGGCGCUCUCCCUCCUUACGAGCCCUCUGGCCAAAUCUCUACGCCCAAGGCUCCCCUUGUCUCCCUUAUCUCUCCUUUCGACGCCCUCACUUUACUGAUUUCCGCAAUUGGCCACGACGUUGGCCACCCAGGAGUCAACAACUUCUUCCUCGUCAAGCUCAAUGCCCCCUUGGCGCAGCUGUACAACGACAACUCUGUUCUCGAGGCCUUCCAUUGUGCUGCCUUCUCCCAGAUUCUUCGCCGCCACUGGCCUUCAGCCUUCAAAGACAAUCAACUCCGCAAGCUUCUCAUUAGCUCUAUCUUGGCUACUGACAUGGGCGUUCACCAAAAAUUCAUGCAACGGAUGGGGUCUCUGCAGGAGAAGUACCAUGAUAGCCAGAAGUCCGUCGAAGACUGGAAGCUCCAGGAUGUCGAACUGUAUAAGACCCUUCUCUGCGGUUUGUUGAUCAAGUGUGCCGAUAUCAGCAAUGUGGCUCGGCCCUGGACGAUCGCUGAGAGAUGGACGCAAAUCCUGCAGGAGGAAUUUGCCAAUCAAGGUGAGAUGGAGAAAGAGGUCGGAAUGGAGACUGCGCUCUUUGGCGGGCCGCCUGAGUUGGGCAAUAUCUACAAGCUGGCUACCGGCCAAAUUGGAUUCAUGUCCAUCUUCGCGCUUCCGCUCUUUGAGGGUAUUUCCGAUCUUCUUCCCCAAUUGCAGUUUACGGCCGAUCACAUUCGCCGAAACCAAGCGCAGUGGCAGCAGCACGCCAAUGAUGAGCUACGGAAACAGGGACUGCAGGUUGAAGGACGGGCGGAAAGCACGAUAUCUCCUCGCUCGCGAAGUCCUCAUGGCAAAGCGGACGACGAACAGAGCACGCCGAAAGCCGCUCUGAAGCCUGCGGACAGCACGGAAGACCUUCCUUCACCAGGAUCUGAUACAAGCACGGCGUCGCCCAAUGGUGCCUACAAUGAGAACACCAUCGAGCCAGUCGUCUCACCUGAUACUCCUGGUCCUCAAAUCGAGAUUACUGGCACGCCCCUCGCUCCCGACGUGCCAUCAAGAAAAUCCUCGAGUGCCGUGCCGGGCGCCAUGCCAGACCUCUCAUACUUUUCUAUUCCCGGCGGACCACAACCCGGCCGAGGACCUGUUGGACCACAACAUCACACCCCUAUGACCGAUUACUUCCACUCCCCAGGAGAUCCGGCCGUCCUCGCCGCUGCUCUAUAUGCCAACUCGGCCAAUGCUGGCACCGCCGGCAAUUCCAUGACUGCCGCGGAGCACGAGGCUAUCCCCGAAUCUAUCCCCGAGAGACCAAGCAGCUCCCGUCAAGGUCCAUCUGGCCCCCAUCGUCAUCACGCACAUCACAGUUCCUCUGUUCGCACCUCUGCCCCAUCAGGAUCGAACCGCAACAGCUGCACCCGAACCCAGAGUAUCAGCGCAUACAGCAACAACAUGACACCAAUCUCACCCGCGACCAACGCCACAAGCUUCUUAGCCGUGGACAGCGGGGAUGAGAAGCGUGUGUCAGAUGAUAGUGCACCUCAAAGUGAGCUCGGUGACAACAGCACGCGCCCGAGCACAUCAUAUGCUUCAAAUGCCGAUCGGGAUAGCACCUACAGCCGUGGUCUUCACAGCUCCGGCGUGGAUGCAGCCCAAUCACAGCCCGAGAAUGGUCACCACAAAGACUUCCUCCGGGCCGGCUUCAACGGCAGUCGGAGCCCAACUCAGUCCACCACCACCGGCGAGAGCAUCAAAAACCAUGGCUCGCAGGACAGCCACCAGAACGGGGAACGUGGUGGUCUGCACAGGCUCACGAAGCGGCGGAGUCGCCUACGGCUUGCUUUCUGGAAGCGCCGCCCUCACCACCAACACGAGGUACAUGGCGAAACCUGA
Molecule: messenger RNA, 3066 nt
Organism: Penicillium atrosanguineum
Lineage: Eukaryota; Fungi; Ascomycota; Eurotiomycetes; Eurotiales; Aspergillaceae
Gene: pdeB
Product: 3',5'-cyclic-nucleotide phosphodiesterase PDE2
Exons: 1
Coding region: 1-3066 (1021 amino acids)
Biological process (GO): signal transduction
Molecular function (GO): 3',5'-cyclic-nucleotide phosphodiesterase activity
Source: RefSeq, a predicted model, not a curated record